AAUGCGUAAAAUGUAAAGAAGCUGUCACUUCUUCACUCAAUUUAUUUCCGAACGUUUCUUAUCAUGGUGCGACUUCGCUAGUUCUAAGUUUUGAUUUCUAAUUUUGUGUUUAAAAAUGUCUCUAAAAUGGACUGGAGGUCAAAGUGAGUCCGGUAUUUUAAGAAAGAGUGAAUACAAGGAGAAGAAAGAAGACCUAUUCGUGUUCGGCUACUCGUGCAAAUUGUUCAGGGACGAUGAUAAAGCCCUUCACAUUGACCAAGGCAAACACCUCAUUCCGUGGAUGGGGGAUGAAACGUUGAAAAUCGACAGGUAUGAUGCACGAGGAGCGCUGCAUGACCUGACGAGGCUGGAAGCACCUCCGGGAGGCUACGACUGGCGGGUGGAACUGACCCGGGGGGAGCUGGACGUGGAACAGCUAUGCGAUGAGGAGAGAUACAGAGCGCUGCAUACUGAUGAGGAUGAAGAGGAGAUGUAUAAAGAGGAAGAGCUGAAACGCCUUCACGCGGCAGGGUACGGGCAAGUAGGGUUUAACUACGAGGCGGCCGCUGAGCCGGCGCCGCCGCCGCAGCUGCCCGAAGUGGACGAGGAGCCGUUUGUGCCCACACCGGCGUUCCGCAAGCUGCUGCCCAGCGAUACUGUCUUUCCCGAAACAUUGAAACAGAACGCCAUAAUAGAAAAAACAGCAAAGUUCAUAGCGUCUCAAGGUGCUCAAAUGGAGAUCCUGAUCAAAGCCAAGCAGGGAGACAACCCGCAGUUCAAGUUUCUUAAUCGGGACUCGACCCUGCACCCGUACUAUACCGCACUCAUUGCGCUGGUGAAAGCUGAGAAGUGGCCUGAGAAGAAAGUUGAAGUGGUUGAAGAAAAACCACCUGAAAAUGAAGAAUACUUGCAUCCAAGUUUAGCAUCUACUGUUAUUGAGUCUGCCCCAGCAAUCCCAAGCAUCCACUACAAGCCAUCAGCCGACUGCGACUACACCAUGCUGAUCAGCAAGAUGCGGGGCGAGGGUGACGCGGAGGCGGGGGGGAGGGGGGAUGUGCCGCCGCCCGGCACCGAGCCCCCGAGGGUGUCGGGGGCCGAGAUAUAUAGAGCUCCCGUCAUGUAUAGUAAAGGACCUGAUGGAAAUCAUGGUGAGUUGGACCCUACAGCGGCUCCAGCAAACCCGCCCCCCUACCAGCAGUACGCAGCAUACUACCACCAGUACCUAGCCCAAGAACACCAGCAGAAACAGCAGCAGAAGCCGCAACCCUCGCUCAAGUCCACCGGCCUCAGUCUCAUGAAGAACUAUAAUAGUGAUUCUGAUAGUGAUGUGUCUGAUUUCGACGACAGCUCCUCAACAGACAGCAAAGACAAAUCAUCCAUCAUUACUCCCCCAGAGGACGUACAAAUCGUCAUCGACAAGAUGGCGUCAUACGUCGCACGAAAUGGCGACGAGUUCGCCGACAUUGUUCGCGCUAAAAACGACCCGAGAUUCACGUUCUUGGACCCUGGGAAUGUGUAUCAUGCGUAUUAUAAACGGUUGAUGCAGCAGAAAAGAGGUGGUGAUGUUAAUGGGAGGGAGAAGAAAAAGAGGGCUGCGGCACCCGUAUCAUUCUCCAUAAAGAAACUCAAAGAACCGGACCCGAUACUUCCAAAACCAGCUUUACCCUACGAGUCAAGUUCCGACGAGGAUUCAGAGAAACAUACAGACAAACAGACGGAAAACGAUACCAAGGAACUGCCUAAAACCUUCCCACUUACGAUUCCUAUGAACAAUGUACCACCAGUAGUUAUGUACAAGAUAGAUACAGUAAAUGAACCAAGGAUUGAAACGGUAAAACCAGUGAAAAUAGUGGCUAAACCUGUGAUUAUACAGGAUGUUAAAGAUAUACCUAUAUUGGAGGAAAAACCGGAGAUUUUGACCCCUGAAGUUCCAAUUACACCGGUCCUUGAAGAAGUUAAAGAUAUACCUUUUAAAGAAGUGCCUACUUACCCCGAAAAGAUGGAAAUAGUUGAGAAGGAAAGAGAAAAGUCUCAAAAUAAAGAGCUCCCGCAGAAUAGAGAAAGUCCUGUAAAAGUAGUAAGUCCACACAAGAGAGAUAGUUCUCAUAGCAGAGAUGUUCCCCAUAAGAGAGAUAGUCCGCACAGAGAUCACUCGCACAAGAGAAAUAGUCCCCAUAGAGCCACUUCCCAUAGCAGGGAUAGUCCCCAAAAGAGAGAUAGUCCUCUAAACAGAGAUAGUCCUUACAGGAGGAGCAGUCCCCAUAAAAGAGAAAGUCCUUAUAAGAGAGAGAAUUCCCAUAAGAGAGAAAGUCCUUACGUUAGAGAAAGGGAUAGUACCCAUAAAAGAGAUAAAAAGAAACAUAGGGAUCGUAAAAAGGAACAUAGAUCCAAGUCAGAGAGUAGGGAAUCGAGACGGAAUGAAAGACGAAGCGCAGAGAGAGAAAAGAAGAGAGAAAAAGAGAAAUUGAAGGAGAGUGAAAAAGAUAGCAAGAAGAGUAAAAUUAAUAAAGAAGAGUUGGAGAAUGAAAUCAUAUCUUUGGAAGAUAAUUCAGAUGAUUUGAUUGAUUUGACGGGUGACCAGUCGGAUUCCAAAGGUGAAGGUGAAACGGAGGUGGAGCGAGCGAAGCAACAGGAGCGUCGUCGCCGCGCGGCCGAGUUCCUGAAGAGAGUGGGCGUCGACCCCGCCGCCGCCGCGCUGCCCACCACCUCGCUAGCCAGCGCUAUGGUGGACACGCUAGAAUCUAUAAGAAAGAAGAAGGCAGAAGAAGAAGAGAAGAGACGCAGACGCGACAAGAGAAGGCAUCGAGACAGAAGAGAUUACGAGGAUGAAUCAGAAAGAGCACACAGAAAAAGUAAACGCAGAAAGUAUAAGUCAUCGGAUGAAAACGACGAAUCAGAUUACGAUGGAUCAAAGAAAAAGAAACGCAAGAAAGAAAGAAAGCACAGCUCCAAAAACAAACGCAAACGCCGCCGGGAGACAGAAGUAGACGAGGAACCACCUGCUCCCAUCAACAUAGACCUUACCAGCACUCUGAAAGAACUUCGAACUUCCUCCCCCACCAAAGAACUGGUACUCCAAGAUUUAGACGACACACAGCACAGCUUCCUCAGAGAAGAAUCUUCUGAGGAAGAAGAAGGAGAUAGGAAGAGAGAAAGGCAGUACAGUGAGGGAGAGUGGUCGAGUGAUAGUGAAGGUGAUUCAAAAUCUUCUGCUAGCAAGAAGGAUGAAUAAACAGGCUAAUUUUGAGUGUUAUCACAAA
Molecule: messenger RNA, 3239 nt
Organism: Helicoverpa armigera (cotton bollworm)
Lineage: Eukaryota; Metazoa; Arthropoda; Insecta; Lepidoptera; Noctuidae
Gene: su(w[a])
Product: protein suppressor of white apricot
Exons: 14
Coding region: 116-3211 (1031 amino acids)
Biological process (GO): RNA processing; mRNA 5'-splice site recognition
Molecular function (GO): RNA binding
Source: RefSeq, a predicted model, not a curated record